AGUAUAUUUUUAAUGAAAUAUUUUGUUUAUUUCUUAUUCUAAUUUUUAAAUAAGUAUCAGUUAUGAUUUUAAUCAAAAGUCUCUUGAAAUACGCUUAGUUAAAAUUAUGAAUCUACACACGUUUUCUUUUCGCAGUGUAACAUAUUAUUUUGUGCAGAAUUAUUAUUACGUUUAAGUACAAAACCCGAUUAUUUGAAACAAUGACACCAAAGGAAAAGCAGUGUACCAUCUGCAUGAAGUGUUUUUCAAGAACAAGUUCAUUAACUAUACAUAAGCGAAUUCAUUCUGGAAUAAAGCCUUAUGAAUGCAAAUACUGUAAAAAAAGAUUUAACAGUAAAAGUAAUUUAACUGUUCAUCUAAAAGUCCAUGAAAAGGUGAAACCUUUUUCUUGUUCUGAGUGUGGCCAAACAUUUACUCGAAAAUUUUCAUUAAAUGAACAUGAAACAAGACAUACUAAAGUAAAGAAGUUUCAAUGCACAUUUUGUGGUGUAUCAUUUUUCAGAAAAUCUCACCUUAAUUCCCACAUAAAGACUCAUUAUAAUCUGAAGCCUUAUAUCUGUGAACACUGUGGCACAAAUUUUACUCAGAAAAGUUCUUUGAAAGAUCAUUUGAGAACACAUACAGGUGAAAAACCAUAUGCAUGCGAAAUUUGUUUGAAGUCUUUUACAAAAAAUAGUAUUUUAAAAGAUCAUAUAAAGAUACACAGUAAUGAAAGAAAAUAUGAAUGUAGACACUGUUUAAAAUCAUUUAAACAGUCUAGUUCCUUAAAUCAACAUGUAAAAAUUCACACUGGAGAGAAAAGUGAUUGUGAGUUCUGUAAUAAAUCAUUUCACUAUAUAAAAUCAUUGAAAAUGCAUUUACAAAAGGAACAUUUGAAAUAGGAUUCUUUAGGUUGUAUUAUUUAUCAAUAAACUUUAUCUCACUUUG
This is a messenger RNA of Octopus sinensis (East Asian common octopus), 927 nucleotides long. Its product is annotated as gastrula zinc finger protein XlCGF49.1-like. The record is from RefSeq and is a predicted model, not a curated record. Gene Ontology annotation, biological process: regulation of transcription by RNA polymerase II. Bases 201 to 881 code for a protein of 226 amino acids. Lineage: Eukaryota; Metazoa; Mollusca; Cephalopoda; Octopoda; Octopodidae. Gene Ontology annotation, molecular function: RNA polymerase II cis-regulatory region sequence-specific DNA binding; DNA-binding transcription factor activity. The transcript has 2 exons.